AUGGUCACCCUGGUCCCAGUCCCAGCCACAUUGCCAAUUCUCUACACUCGCGAACUCCUGGCCGAAAUGGAGCACAUGUUCAACGACCUCAGCAAUGGAACGCAAGCCAACAGCACGAAUGUUGUCACGCUGGACCAGUACCUAGCCUUCUUCAAGGUUACCGAACCGUCAGACUCGGACCAGGGCAACCAAUACGCACAGAGAGUCACAGACAAGUUUCACAUGCACGAUAGGGAUGGGGAUGGAGUCGUGACCUUUGGCGAGAUGAUGAUGCACUGUGAUGAGAGUGGCUGUGAGUGA
Molecule: messenger RNA, 300 nt
Organism: Capronia epimyces CBS 606.96
Lineage: Eukaryota; Fungi; Ascomycota; Eurotiomycetes; Chaetothyriales; Herpotrichiellaceae
Exons: 1
Coding region: 1-300 (99 amino acids)
Molecular function (GO): calcium ion binding
Source: RefSeq, a predicted model, not a curated record